Molecule: messenger RNA, 651 nt
Organism: Penicillium alfredii
Lineage: Eukaryota; Fungi; Ascomycota; Eurotiomycetes; Eurotiales; Aspergillaceae
Product: pre-mRNA-splicing factor SPF27 family protein
Exons: 2
Coding region: 1-651 (216 amino acids)
Biological process (GO): mRNA processing
Cellular component (GO): precatalytic spliceosome; Prp19 complex; catalytic step 2 spliceosome
Source: RefSeq, a predicted model, not a curated record
AUGCCGCUCAUCAAUGAAUCCCAUGAUUCGCUUCCCUACGUGGACGCCCAACCCUCAGCAUCUGCCUACUCCCGGGCACAGCAGCUUAUCAACGCUGAGCUGUCCCCCGACCAUGCCUCAUCAACUCACCCUCUCAUCCCCGAAGCCCCCGAGCCUCGAUUCUCGCCCCUGAUCCAACAAGAACUCGAGCGCAAGGCGACCGGCGCAUCGCUCACAGGCGGAAUCGACCUAUCUCGCUACGAAGCCCCAGAAGCCCCAACUCGCGCAUCCGACAGCGAACCCCCCAAUCUCGCCGAAUGGCGACAGACACUGCAGAAGGCUUACGUGUCGAGCUCGCAUCUGACCAAGCGACACGAGAAUCUGGCCCUACUGGAAGAGAACGGCAAGAAUGCCUGGCUGAUCGGCAACGCGCAAUUGGAAGAUAUCCUGCGCGGGCUGGAGAAGGAAUUGGCCGAGACCAAGGAUGCCGCUGAGGAGGUCAACAAGCAGCGGAAGAUCGCCCAGGAGACGAGGCAGGGCGAGCUAGUUGGGCUGGAGGAUACCUGGAAGCGUGGAGUGGGUGCGAUUCUCGACGUCGAACUGGCAUCGGAGGGUCUGCGCAUGCAGAUCCUGGAACAUAGGCGCCAAGUGGCUCAGCAACAGCUGCGGUAA